Molecule: messenger RNA, 126 nt
Organism: Cetraspora pellucida
Lineage: Eukaryota; Fungi; Glomeromycota; Glomeromycetes; Diversisporales; Gigasporaceae
Source: the annotation of a GenBank genome assembly
AUGGAGCUGCUGACAGAUUUUUCUAUUAAUAUAAUUGUUUUUAAAAUAGUUGACAAUUACACAUCAAAUACUAUUGAAAUCUCUGAAAAAGAAAAAAAAGCAAGAGCAUUAGAUAGCAAAACUUAA